AUGGCCAUCAAGACCGCCUUUCUGGCCGCCAGUCUCGUGCUGCAGUCCGCCCGGGCCAUCGACGUUGAGGGACUGCUUGCUGCUCCUCGCCGAAGCAAUGGCAUUCUCAGCCCCAAAGGCGACCGAGCACUCUUCUCGGAGACCAAGUUCAACUGGACCACUGAAAAGGCCAGCACAGCUUGGUACUUCCUCGAUACCGAGACUGGAGAUGUUAAGAAGGCUCCAUUUGGAAGCGCUGCUUCCGAAGUCGUCUGGGUUGGCGAUACUGACGACAGCAUCCUCUACAUCAACUCAACCAACGAGCAGAUCCCUGGAGGCGUGACACUUUACACCGCCGAUCUCAGCAAAGACAGCUUUGAGCCCACCCUGGUUGCAUCUCUGCACGCUCCGCUAUCCGGCCUCAAGGCUGUAAAGACAGACUCCGGAAUCAACUUCGUCGGCAACUGCCUUGCUUACGAACACAACGGAUCUGCAUACAACCCAGAGCUUGUCACCGCGCCCAAAACUUCUGGCCAACUGUACGAUGCCAACUUUGUGCGCCACUGGAACUACUACAUUACAGCUGAACGCGUUUCGGUCUUCAGCGGUGUCUUGAGCAAUCUCAAUGGCACGUAUUCGUAUGAUGGAAAGCUCACCAAUUUGCUCUUGGGCAUCAACUACACAAUCACCCGUCCGGAAAGCCCUGUUCAAGCCUCUUCGAGCGAUGCUGGCGACUAUGACCUCUCUCCCAACGGUAAGCUGGUAGCAUUCCGUACCAAGUCCCCGGACCUUCCCAAGGCAAACUACACCGCUAGCUACAUUUAUGUUGUUCCCUUUGAUGGCUCCGAGAUUGCAGUCCCUGUCAACGGCCCAGGCACUACUGCUCCUGAAACAGCUCAAGGUGCAUCUGGUGCCCCUGUAUGGUCACAUGACAGUAGUAAGCUGGCAUACACCCAACAAGAUGGAAUCGACUACGAAUCCGACAAGUACAAGCUGUACGUAGCAGAAAUUGACGGCACCAAUAGUAAAGUCCGCUCGGUCGCCGAGGACUGGGAUUCCAGCCCUACAGGUCUCAAGUGGAGCCAUGAUGAUGCUGAUCUAUGGGUCACGUCGGAGCUGCAUGCCUCUGUCCGCCUGUGGCUGGUGCCCCAAGAUGCUCCGGCUGACUUUAAGCCAACCAACUUCACUGGCCCUGAUACUUCGAUUGCUGGAUUUGGCAUUCUUCCCGAUGGAAGUGCCUUGGUAUCGGCAUCAGCCAGUUGGACUAGCCGUAUCUGGUACAAGCAACACCCCGGCCAGGACAAGGAGGUUCUUUUCACCGCCAAUGAGGUCGACCCUGAACUCGAGGGCCUGAAACCUGACUCCGUGUCAAACUUCUGGAUCACAAACGAAGAUGGCGACGACAUUCAGACGUUUGUUUUCUAUCCUACCGAUUUCGAUCCUUCCAAGAAGUACCCACUUGCUUUCAUCAUCCAUGGCGGUCCACAGUCUACUCAGGGUGACACCUGGAGUACACGUUGGAACUUGAGGACGUGGGCCGAUCAAGGCUUCAUCGUGACCACCACUCAGUUCACCGGAUCGCCAUCUUAUAGCCAAGCCUUCACUGACAAGAUCCAAGCAAACUGGGGUGGUAGCCCCUACAGAGAUCUCGUUCAAGUCUUCGAGCACCUCCGCGACAACGUCGACUACGUCGACACUGACCGCGCCAUUGCCGCCGGCGCCUCCUUUGGCUGCUACAUGAUCAACUGGAUCCAAGGCCACGCCCUCGGCCGCGAAUUCAAAGCCCUCGUCUGCCAUGACGGCAAGAUCAACCAAGUCGCCUCGUACGGCACUGACGAACUCUGGUUCAUCCAGCGCGACAACAACGGUACCGUCUGGGAAAACCGCGAAAACUACGAGAAGUGGGAGCCCCUUGCUCACUUUGCCAAUGCUAGCACCCCUGAAUUCGUUAUCCACAACGACCUUGAUUACCGUGUCCUCCAGGGUGAGGGUCUUCAGACUUUUAAUAUCCUCCAGAGUCUGGGUGUGCCCUCGCGCUUUUUGCAUUUCCCGGACGAGGGUCACUGGGUUACCAACAGGCAUAACAGUUUGCUGUGGCACAAGUCGAUUUUCAACUGGAUUCGGUACUGGACUGGGCUUGAUGAGGAGUUGUCUACCGAUGGAGUGAUUACGCAGUAA
Messenger RNA from Bipolaris oryzae ATCC 44560, 2157 nucleotides. RefSeq lists its product as uncharacterized. NCBI's taxonomy places the organism in Eukaryota, Fungi, Ascomycota, Dothideomycetes, Pleosporales, Pleosporaceae. The record is from RefSeq and is a predicted model, not a curated record. The coding region runs from base 1 to 2157 and encodes 718 amino acids. The transcript is spliced from 5 exons. Gene Ontology annotation, biological process: proteolysis. Gene Ontology annotation, molecular function: serine-type endopeptidase activity.